Messenger RNA from Dufourea novaeangliae, 957 nucleotides. RefSeq names its product etoposide-induced protein 2.4 (gene tank). The record is from RefSeq and is a predicted model, not a curated record. Gene Ontology annotation, biological process: macroautophagy. Lineage: Eukaryota; Metazoa; Arthropoda; Insecta; Hymenoptera; Halictidae. The coding region runs from base 1 to 957 and encodes 318 amino acids. Gene Ontology annotation, cellular component: endoplasmic reticulum. The transcript is spliced from 6 exons.
AUGGAUAACGUGACAGGAAUUAUACGUGCCAUAUAUAAGGGAUUUGCUGACAGCUUGAGGGGUGCUGUUGUCCUCUUUUAUAUGGAUAAACGUAUUAAUGAAAAAUUAUAUAAACAAUCUCCUCUUAGAUCAGAGAUUCAUGGAAAAGAUACUACACUUAUGCAUAAUCCCUCAAAACAUUCUAAUCAAUUACGAGAAUCAAAAGUGUUAAAAAGAACAAUUCAGUGCUGUGCAUUGAAUGGCGGUGUAUUCUGGGCAAGUAUAUUGAUCUUUGAAUGUGGUCUACUUCCAUUUCUAAAGUACUUAUUGACUAUUAUAUUCGGUCACUCACCGGGUAUGGGUAUGACUGUAUGGUCAUGGACAAAACCAUUUCUGUCGCUAACAUUUGGCACUGUAUGGGUACUACCACUAUUUCUACUCAGUAGGAUAGUUAACAGUUUAUGGUUUCAGGACAUAGCAGAUAGUGCUUACAGAUAUAGGCAAGGAAGGCCGUUACUUCUGUCAAGUGUGAGCAAGUUGGUAGCAGACACACUUUUCAGUGUAUUGGUUCAAGCAUUAUUUUUGGGUCAAGGAAUGUUAGUAUCCAGGAUUCCAUUGCCUCCAAUAGGUGAUAUUCUUGCCCUAAUACACAUGUGCCUUUUAUAUGCUCUGUAUGCUUUUGAGUAUAAGUGGUUCAAUAUGGGCUGGGAGCUACAUAGACGUUUGAGUUUUAUUGAAAAUAACUGGCCAUAUUUUGUGGGUUUUGGUCUGCCGUUAGCAGUCCUCACUCAACUGCCGAAUUCAUAUGUAAUAAGUGGCUGUGUUUUUUCUAUAUUAUUUCCAUUAUUUAUUGUCAGUGGAAAUGAAGCAGAACCUGUCACUGGAGUAUGUGAUGCUCCUCUAAAACUAUUUUCACCAGUAAUUGCAAUUGCGAACACGCUAUUCAAUAAAACAAUCGGACCAGCGACUAGACGGUGA